ACCCAGAAUGCCAGCAUCUUCCGUCAUGUCUCUUCUAGUCGGGUCGAAAAGCAGAUUCAGUCAUGAAGACGAUACUGUCGAGUAGAUUCGUUCAACUCCCAGAAAAUGUGGACGUGUCCAUCAAGGCCCGACAGGUCACCGUGAAGGGACCGCGGGGCUCGCUGACCCGUAGCUUCAAGCACCUCAACGUGGAACUCAAGCGGGUCAGCAAGAAGAAGAUCCGGGUCAACAAGUGGUUUGGGUCCCGCAAGGAGCUAUCCUGCGUCCGCACCGUCUGCACGCACAUCGAGAAUAUGAUCAAGGGAGUCACACUGGGCUUCAAAUACAAGAUGCGUUGCGUCUACGCCCAUUUCCCUAUCAACUGCGCCAUCCAGGAGGAAAACAAGCUGCUGGAGGUGCGCAACUUCUUGGGCGAGAAGUUUGUGCGGCGUGUCUACAUGAAGGAAGGCGUGAAGGUCUCCGCGUCCGCCAAGGUCAAGGACGAGCUAAUUCUAGAGGGCAAUGACAUUGAGCUUGUCUCGCAGUCAGCUGCCUUGGUGCAACAGUCCACAACAGUCAGGAACAAGGACAUCAGAAAGUUCCUGGAUGGCAUCUACGUCUCAGAAAAGACCACCGUCGAAGAACCAUUGUAAACAUGCUUCCCCCCCUCCCGGAAAGGAAGAGCUUGACCCAGAUUGGAAUUCGGCCCAUUUAGGAAUGUAUUACUGCAGAUCCACGGCGCUUCAUCCUCGGUGAGGGAACAUAACCUCUGGCUGUGAGUGGAACAUUUUGACCUUGCAUGGACAUUUUCAAGUGCUCAUUAGUUGCAAUUUGGGUUUUCAAGACAAUCUCGAGCACUUUGCGUCAGAUGAAAACUGCUAUAAAUUGACAAAGGGAUUAAGGUAUUUUGCCCCUCUGAGAAUAAACCAAUCACAGGAGGAGUGUAA
Acanthaster planci (crown-of-thorns starfish) is the source of this 926-nucleotide messenger RNA. It is a transcript of the gene rpl9, whose product is annotated as ribosomal protein L9. Gene Ontology annotation, cellular component: ribosome; cytosolic large ribosomal subunit. The record is from RefSeq and is a predicted model, not a curated record. Gene Ontology annotation, molecular function: rRNA binding; structural constituent of ribosome. Gene Ontology annotation, biological process: cytoplasmic translation. NCBI's taxonomy places the organism in Eukaryota, Metazoa, Echinodermata, Asteroidea, Valvatida, Acanthasteridae.